GGGCCGAGGGCCGAGGCCUGGCCCGCCGGGCGGCCGGUGGGCCGCGCAGGGCCCUGGACCGAGGGCGAGAGCGCGCCCCUCCCGGCGCCGGGGCGGGGGAGGCGGGAACGGGGUGGGGGGAGGAGGAGGGAGGCGGGAGGCUCGGAGCCGCGCGGCGGGCGGGCGGGCGGGCGGGCGAGGGAGGGGGCGGCGGGGAGCCCCCCGCCCCCCGAAGGAGGAGUCUGGCUCCCACUUGCUGCCUCGGACGCGCGGCUAGGCGGCCGCCGCCGGAGGAGCCCCCGCCCCUGCUCGCCUCCCUCCCCGGAGCCGGGCCCCUGCCUCCCUCCGUGUGCGCUGCUCCUCGCGCCGCCGCGGCCGCCGAAGAGGAGCCCGGGGCCAGUCUGUUCCCAGGUCUGGCGCGGGGCCGGGCGGCGGCGGCGGCGGUGGCGGCGGUGGCUGCGGCGGCGGCGGCGGCAGGAGAUGCCCGGGCGGCCCGCGGAGGUCCAUGUGGCGCGCUAGGUGGGACCCCGGCGUCCUGAAGGCGGAGGCCCUGGCCCUGCUGCCCUGCGGCCUGGGCAUGGCGUUCUCGCAGUCCCACGUGAUGGCGGCGCGGCGGCACCAGCACGGCCGGCUCCUGGUCGAGGUGGACGAGUACAGCUCCAACCCCACGCAGGCCUUCACCUUCUACAACAUCAACCAGGGCCGCUUCCAGCCGCCGCACGUGCAGAUGGUGGACCCUGUGCCCCACGACGCCCCCAAGCCGCCCGGCUACACCCGCUUCGUCUGCGUGUCUGACACCCACUCGAGGACGGACCCCAUCCAGAUGCCCUACGGCGACGUGCUCAUCCAUGCCGGGGACUUCACGGAGCUGGGGCUCCCGAGCGAGGUGAAGAAGUUCAACGAGUGGCUCGGCAGCCUGCCCUACGAGUACAAGAUCGUCGUCGCCGGCAACCACGAGCUGACCUUCGACCAGGAGUUCAUGGCCGACCUCAUCAAGCAGGACUUCUACUACUUCCCGUCCGUGUCGAAGCUCAAGCCGGAGAACUACGAGAACGUGCAGUCGCUGCUGACCAACUGCAUCUACCUGCAGGACUCGGAGGUGACCGUGCGGGGCUUCCGCAUCUACGGCUCCCCGUGGCAGCCCUGGUUUUACGGCUGGGGCUUCAACCUCCCGCGAGGCCAAGCCCUGCUGGAGAAGUGGAACCUCAUCCCUGAAGGCGUGGACGUGCUGAUCACCCACGGGCCCCCGCUGGGCUUCCUGGACUGGGUCCCCAAGAAGAUGCAGCGGGUGGGCUGCGUGGAGCUGCUCAACACGGUGCAGAGGCGGGUCCAGCCGCGGCUGCACGUCUUCGGCCACAUCCACGAAGGGUACGGCGUCAUGGCGGACGGGACGACCACCUACGUGAACGCGUCCGUGUGCACCGUGAACUACCAGCCCGUGAACCCGCCCAUAGUCAUCGACCUGCCCACGCCCCGGAACUCCUGACCACCCCUGCGGCCCCGGCCCCGCCCGCCCCCAGACGCCGCGCACGCGCCCUUCCCUGCGGACAGCCCGCCUGGCCGCGGGGCCCCGCCCAGCCGAUGGGUUGAGGCCUUGCAAUGAGGAAUCUCACGCCCGCCUCCUGCCACCUGGCGCCGGGACCCCGUGGGUCCCUGUUGGGGGCUCUGUGCUCAUUACUUCCUUCUGUGUGUACAUCCCGUGUGUACAUCCCGCGUGUACAGCCUGUGUGUACCUCGUUAAAGGACUCACCAAGCCCGCGGCCCCGCCGCGUUCGGGAAAUGGCUGAAUCUUCAUCCUCCGCAGCUGGACACCGUCGUGGGUCUGGGAGGCCCCUGCCAUCGGGUGGAGUCCGGAGGUUCGGGCACAAAAUCUCCCUCUCACUGAGGGUCUGCGUGGCCGCCAGCCCUGGGGCUGGGGGUGGG
This is a messenger RNA of Phyllostomus discolor (pale spear-nosed bat), 1902 nucleotides long. It is a transcript of the gene MPPED1, whose product is annotated as metallophosphoesterase domain containing 1. The transcript has 7 exons. Lineage: Eukaryota; Metazoa; Chordata; Mammalia; Chiroptera; Phyllostomidae. Bases 485 to 1465 code for a protein of 326 amino acids. Gene Ontology annotation, molecular function: hydrolase activity. The record is from RefSeq and is a predicted model, not a curated record.